AUGGUGGCGCUUACAGAUAAAGUGAGCUCAGUAGAGCGGGAUUUUAGACAAUCCUUAGACAGCAGUGUCAAUCGGGAAAUCAGUCUUCGUGACGCAGUGGACGCGAGCUUGGAAGGGCUGACGCGCUACUGCCAGGAGGCUCUCGAGAAAAUGGAGAGAGCCAUCGUUGACUGUUUUCUACGACGUGACGUCAUCUGGGAAAACCAGAUAAAGAGCCUGCGUCUCACUCGUAUGCCCACCAGCCACAGGUUACAGGCCUGCUCCCCUGCACAACAAUAUCAGGAUCAACAUUCCCCCAGCACUUCAGUCACUACAGCUACGGCCAAGGUAAAGCACCCUAGCAGUCCUGAUAUCUACGACAUUCCUCCUUGUGUUCAACCACUCUCUUCUGCUCAGUCCACCUCCUCAGUCUCACCCCCUUCUGCUUCUCUUUAUGCUCGACCAUCCAUAUGCGUGGAGUUUCCUGCUUUUGGCAACGCGUCAGAGACAGCUGAUGUGUUUAACUUUCUUGAGCAAGCCGAGAAUUAUCUGGAUAUCAGACCACUGACCAGCCCAGAGCUGCUAGGAACCCUCGGCUCGGUUCUACGAGGACCUGCUCUGAGUUGGUGGGAGGCGGAGAAAGGCAAGGUGAAGGAUUGGAAGUCUUUUAAACAGGCAUUCAUGGCGGCGUUUUUACCUGAGGACUACCUCACGGAAGUUGAAGUCAACUUAAGGUCUCGGGUACAGCAGCCGGGAGAACGCCUGAGGGACUUUGCCUAUGACUACCGUGCCCUCUGUCUAAAGUGGAAGCCGGAUAUCUCAGAGGAAGAACUAGUGGGGCGAAUCCUGCUGAACAUCAACCCAAAAGUGUCCGGAUGUCUAAGAGGAACGGUGAACACGGUGGAACAGCUGGUGAAGAGAGGUUCCAGGGUAGAGAAAGACUGCGAGGACUGUUUAAAUUUAGGUCCAGAUACCAUUUCCCAAGAGCCCCCAUCACCAAAAAGCGAUGACGAACCAUGUCUAGCCAUCACGAACACUAAAGCUUCCGCCGACCUACCCAGCGACCUGAGUGAGAUGAUCCAAGCCCAACAGGAGGACCCUACUAUCUUAAAGCUGCUUUCUACGGACCAUCCAAGAAGCACACUAGAUCCGAGGGUCUCCUUCGAGUAUCAUCAAGGGGCAUUAUAUCGCCGGGGGAGGACACCAGGGGCAACUAAAAACUCUGCUGAGGUUGCUAGAUGUGGCAUGGUGGCCGACGGUGAGAAAGGACCUCUGGCACUACAUGAGAACUUGCAGCGUUUGUCAGCGACACGGAACAGACAACCCUAA
Messenger RNA from Clarias gariepinus (North African catfish), 1308 nucleotides. RefSeq names its product activity-regulated cytoskeleton-associated protein-like. Gene Ontology annotation, biological process: modulation of chemical synaptic transmission; positive regulation of AMPA receptor activity. Gene Ontology annotation, molecular function: mRNA binding. The record is from RefSeq and is a predicted model, not a curated record. NCBI's taxonomy places the organism in Eukaryota, Metazoa, Chordata, Actinopteri, Siluriformes, Clariidae. The coding region runs from base 1 to 1308 and encodes 435 amino acids. The transcript has 2 exons.